AUGUUUAAACCCACAACUUACAGCGAAUUAUAAAAAAGAAAGAAAAUGAUUAUUGGAAUGCAUAUGAUUGAUCCCUCUGAUAGAUAUCAUUAUUUUAACAUAGCAGGAGCAAAUAAUUAAAUGAUAUAGAAAACAAGUUCCCUCAUCUAAUAAUAUAAAUAUGAGCAUCUUACUCCUAGAUAAAUGAUGACACUACCUGUUACACCAAAUAGCAAAUAUCCUUCCUUUUUUGAAUAGACUUAAUUAUUAGUCUCGAAAUAAGUUAACAUAUCCCCAAGAAUAAUAUAAGCAAAAUAACAAACAAAACCAUUACUGAAGUAAUUAAAAACACAAUUAAUCGAUAAAAAAAGGAAUGAAUCAUUUAGAGUCAAAGAAACAAUACCUAAUUAAAGUAAGAAAAAGAUGAAUAAUUUGAAAAAAAAAAUCCUAUUGGAAUUGGCUUAACCUUCAGAGUUUGAUGAUUUUGUUGAUUAUGUAUGUAAUAAGAAAUUAAUAUGA
Messenger RNA from Paramecium pentaurelia, 498 nucleotides. The record is from the annotation of a GenBank genome assembly. Lineage: Eukaryota; Ciliophora; Oligohymenophorea; Peniculida; Parameciidae.